AGAAGUGGCCCAGACCUUUCAGAGAUCAGAAAGAAGCAUCAUUGUGGGUGAUAAGAGUGGACACACAUCUCUAGGAAGCUCAUACCCAUUUCCCUUGGAAGCGGAAAAAAGUAAAUUCUAUUAGCUCCAACCAACCAGGAUUUUUCCUGUGCCAGACAUCCUGCCAUGAGGACAUUUCAGACUGAGGACGCCCAGCAUGUCACCCUUCUGUAGGAAUGCAAUGUUGGGCCUCCUUUCUUUCCUGAUUUGUGCAGGAAGGAGCUUAUUACCUUUGGGGAAGGAUUCCUUUUGGUUAGAAAGAAUUGAAAAUAGUAAAACCCUCUGGGAAAAGGAUCAAAUUCAGAAAAUGAGAUACAAAACUUCCUUGGUGAUGAGGAAAAAGUUACGGCUUUACCGAAAUACUUUGAAAGACUCAAGUAGCAGCUCCGGACACCAUGGCCCCCAGCUUGCAGCGGUCACCAGCCCCUCGGUGUUCCCUGGUCUCCACGAGCAGCCUCCCCGGGCCUCCCCCGGCAGUCCUUUGAAUGGACUCCUCCAUCUAGGGCUCCCUGGAGACAUGUACGCUCGGCCUGAGCCCUUCACGCCCCGGUCCGCAGCCUCCAGCGACGCCCUGGUAGCUGCCGCCGCUCUGCAUGGUUAUGGUGGCAUGAACCUGACCGUGAACCUCGCCGCACCCCACGGCCCUGGUGCCUUCUUCCGCUACAUGCGCCAGCCCAUCAAACAGGAGCUCAUCUGCAAGUGGCUGACGUCCGACGGCCCCGGGUCCCCGCGUCUCUGCUCAAAAACUUUCAGCACCAUGCACGAGCUGGUCACACAUGUCACCGUGGAGCACGUCGGCGGCCCGGAGCAGGCCAACCACAUCUGCUUCUGGGAGGAGUGUCCGCGCCAGGGCAAGCCGUUCAAAGCCAAAUACAAACUUGUAAAUCACAUCCGUGUGCACACGGGCGAGAAACCCUUCCCUUGUCCUUUCCCGGGGUGUGGGAAGGUCUUUGCUAGAUCAGAAAAUCUCAAAAUACACAAACGAACCCACACAGGGGAGAAGCCCUUCAGGUGCGAGUUCGAGGGCUGUGAGCGGCGCUUUGCCAACAGCAGCGAUCGUAAGAAGCAUUCGCACGUGCACACGAGCGACAAGCCCUACACGUGCAAGGUGCGCGGCUGUGACAAGUGCUACACCCACCCCAGCUCGCUCCGCAAGCACAUGAAAGUGCACGGGCGCUCGCCGCCGCCCAGCUCCGCCUACGACCUGGCCACUCCGGCCGCCCUGGCGCCUCCUUCCUCCGACUGCGGCCGCGAGCCCCCAGUGGCCUCCUCCGCGGCGGCGGUGGCGGCGCGUGGCGCGGACCUGAGCGAAUGAUGUCCACCGCGUUGCUCGCAAGGUAAUCUCGCCCGGCGCAGCUGAGUGCUCGCAUCUCGCGCCUGCAACAUCAAAGGGCCCGCUCACAAAGCAGUGUUUCUUCGCCACGGUGCAUCUUCACGGUAAGUUAGAAUUUCUAUGGCAAUGGGCAAGUCGCACUGAAAUCCUGAAAGGCCGAGCCUGGAGCCCGUCCAGGCUUUUCAUUAAGGACAUAAUAUUUACGUCUAACAGGCCUUUUUUCUUGUGUAUACAAGUAUAUAUUUUUGUUUGACGCGGACUAAAUCAUUUUCAUUUAAUUUCCGGUAAACAAAACCCACGCGAAUGGGCACUUGUUCCCGAUCAUAAUAAAAAUGGAUAAUAAUGUGAGGGAAGAAAAGGGCCGCUUGAAUCACCGCUCAGCCCCCUUUGUUUCUGCUUUCUGCGGUGAUCAGAGGGCGCAUUUGGGUUUGAUGGCGAGUUUCUAAAGGCGAGGAAAUGGUUUGUAACAGGGGAAAGAAAAGGAGAAAGGUCUAAUCAAGCUCGGGUUGUUCAAAGAGUCGGGUUUUGGGGUUGAAAGUGUGAGUUUGACGGUGCAUCAGCAUGCCGCGUUAGGCUCGCCAUGGAAAUGCGCGCGGGGAGCGAGGCUUCAAAGGCGGCACACUUCGCCGCAGACACUCUAUUAAGAUACAUUUGCGCUGACCUUUGCUUUCACGCCAUUUAAUACUGUCACUGCGCUCUCCAGUAUAUACUUCCUCCCAAAGACCUGCCUCGCCACGUUUAGGGGUUCACUUUGAGCCCAGAUGUGGGGAGCUUUGGCACCCGGGAUGCUUUCAGAAAAGGGUGGAACCGGACUCUGCCCAUCUUGACUAUGCCCCAAAGAGGCUCCAGGGUCCGGAGUAACCGACUUUAGAGAAACUUCAGAAGCUUAACAAACGAGCGACUCUAGCUUGGCUUGGUGCAAAGCAUCCCUCAGAAUCCUGAUCGAGGCAGAGACCAGAGUUUGAAGGGGAUUUGAGGGAAGGGAGCCACCAUGGAGGAGUCUGAAGGGUUCAGCCGUUCCAUGCAGAUAGUUCGCGCUGGAGCCUCACACAGCCUGUUCCGUUUCUUCACCCCACAAGCCUCUUGAGGUUCCCAAACUAGUUUCCUCAAGACUGUGUGAGACCCUUCAAGCCUGGGCUGGCCCUGGGCACAAAUUCAAGAGCCCAAGGCCAAGAGGAUGCGGAACAUGGCAGGAAAGUUAGAAGUCCAUGUUCCCUUAAUUGUCUUGUUGUUUAUUUUAUCCAAGUACCCCAGUGAAUAGGGGAAAAAUAAAC
Molecule: messenger RNA, 2646 nt
Organism: Elephantulus edwardii (Cape elephant shrew)
Lineage: Eukaryota; Metazoa; Chordata; Mammalia; Macroscelidea; Macroscelididae
Gene: ZIC4
Product: Zic family member 4
Biological process (GO): central nervous system development; regulation of transcription by RNA polymerase II
Cellular component (GO): nucleus
Molecular function (GO): DNA-binding transcription factor activity, RNA polymerase II-specific; RNA polymerase II cis-regulatory region sequence-specific DNA binding
Source: RefSeq, a predicted model, not a curated record